Messenger RNA from Thlaspi arvense, 1542 nucleotides. The record is from the annotation of a GenBank genome assembly. Lineage: Eukaryota; Viridiplantae; Streptophyta; Magnoliopsida; Brassicales; Brassicaceae.
AUGGCUAUAUCUGGAGAAAGGCGUGCAGCUAUAUCUAGAGAAAGUCCUUUGUCAUUAGGACAAACUCUGAGUUCCCCUAGUGGAUCUUAUGAGUUAGGAUUCUUCACUCCUAACAACUCUCAGAAUCAGUAUGUCGGGAUCUGGUUCAAGAAAGUUACACCACGGGUGGUUGUGUGGGUGGCUAACAGAGAAAAGCCUAUCACAAACCCUGUGGCAAACCUCACUAUCAGCGGAAAUGGGAGCCUUAUCUUGCUUGACAGCAGGAAAAAUGUUGUCUGGUCAACCAGAAAAGCUUCCACAUCUAACAAGUGUCACGCAAAGCUCUUAGAUACAGGCAAUCUUGUCAUCAUCGAUGAUGCUUCAGGAAAUCUGUUGUGGCAAAGUUUCGAAAAUCCUGGUGAUACCUUGCUGCCUCUCUCAUCUCUGAUGUACAACCUUGCCACUGGGGAGAAGCGAGUAUUGACUUCUUAUAAAAGCCACAAUGAUCCAUCUCCUGGUGAUUUUGUAGUUCAGUUGACGCCACAAGUACCAGCACAGAUUGUUACUAUGAAAGGCUCGAAGCUUUAUAAGAGGAGCGGUCCAUGGGCUAAGACCGGGUUCACUGGCGUUCCACAAAUGGAUGAAUCAUACACAAGUCCAUUUAGCCUUUUCCAAGAUGUAGGAAAUGGAACAGGGUCCUUCUCUUAUAUACAGAGAAAUUCUGAACUUACACGAGUUAUCAUAACAUCAGAGGGAUAUCUAAAGACUUUUCGGUACAAUGGGACAGGCUGGGUUUUGGACUUUGUGACUCCAGCGAAUUCAUGUGAUCUGUACGGUGCGUGUGGACCUUUUGGGUUGUGUGUGACGUCCAUUCCCAUAAAGUGCAAAUGCAUGAAAGGGUUUGUACCAAAACACAAGGAGGAGUGGAAGCGCGGUAACAUGACUUCUGGAUGUGUGAGACGUACAGAAUUAUCUUGUCAGGCAAACUUAUCUACAAAGACACAAGGAAAAGGCGGAGACGUCUUCUAUCGUCUGGCCAAUUUAUGUUUUGUGUUAAAAUCUCAGUUGGAAGCAGGAGAACAAAGAUUAUUGCUGGCAUGGGAAUCUUGGCUCGAGACCGGUGGAGUGGAUCUAUUGGAUCAAGAUAUUACCAGCUCGUGUUCUCCGGUUGAAGUUGCUCGGUGUGUUCAGAUUGGUCUACUCUGCAUCCAACAACAAGCUAUUGACAGACCAAACGUUGCACAAGUAGUGUCAAUGAUCACGACUGAAACCGAACUUCCGAUACCAAAACAACCAGUAUUUGCAUUGCAGAUUCAAGACCAUGAGAGUGGUGUCUCAGUCUCCGAGUCUGUGAAUGAUUUAACACAAACUGCGAUACAUGGGCGAUAAAAGUUUCCCAGGACUACUUUAUAUAGAGUUGAUUUAUUCACAUUACAGCUCUGUUUCUCCUUUCAUGUCUUCCGUGUGAAUUGCUCCAGUAUUUCUUUCACUUAGAUUAUACAGAGUACAUAAAUAACAAAACUCAAUCAUUGGAAUAUGUUAAGUACUAAAAAAUUGUUAGUA